CGUGCACGUCAGACAGCCUCUGCCUGACAUCGAGUUGGCAUUCAUAGGAAUUUUCAAUCGAUAUUCCACUUGAUAGUUGGAUCUGAUUGAUAAUAAACUAUGUCUCUGUAUGUUGAGACCCGAGAACGGAAUAUGAACAGGGGACCAACACCUGUCUGGCGCAAGACUAGCCGUCUGAAGGUUAAGACUGGCUGUACAACAUGCAAACUGCGACGGGUCAAAUGUGAUGAAAAUAGACCUUUCUGCAAGAAAUGCAGCGGCUUUGGGCGUAAAUGUGGUGGAUACGACUCGUCCGUCCAUCGGUCCGAGCCACCUGACAACAGUCUGCAACCACACUCCACAGUUCCAAAGUGUCAAGCCAAGCCCUUACCAGCUAUUAUACCGCAGCCGAUUGAUAGUCUGCAUUUUGGUAGCGAGCGGGAGGCCCGUUACUUCCGGGUUUUCCGAGACCAAGCAGCUCAUGAACUUGCAGGGGCGUUCCAACUCUACCUUUGGAAUCGGCUAGUGCUGCAAGUAUCUCAAGACGAACCGUUCGUUAAGCAUGCCAUUAUUGCUCUUGGUGCAUUGAACUUGGCUCACAAGUCUCGGCCGAUUAAAGCUUCUUUCUGUUUGCGGACAGAUCCCCGCGACCCUGACGACCACUACAGAUUCGCACUCGAGCAGUAUGAUAGAGCGGUGAGAUACAUGAGAACUUCCAUCUCUGAUCUCGAUCGCGAUCUAUGGAGGGCACUCCUGUCUUGUCUUUUCAUAUACUGUUUUGAGUGUUUUCAAGGACGGAGAGACUUGGCAAUAUCCAAUGCUAAAAGCGGGCAGUUGUUGGUGCAGGAGCAGAUCAUGUUGCAAGCUCGGCGGAAGAUGAAAGGAAAUCACCAGAAAACUCAUUUUAUUGAGGGCACUAUCAUACAGGCGUUCGGUCGGCUAGAUCUUCUCAUUCUUACCGCAGCGGAUACGAGAAGUACAGCAGAACAUCGCGGCUUCGAGCCAGAAGGGUGUAUAUUUUUAACCCGAAUGCCAUCCAAGUUCGGCUCAAUAUAUGAAGCUAAGAAUCACUUCGAACUUCUUAUGCGAAAGAUCGGUCACUUCAUGGGGUCAGCCCUCGAAACUAUCGAUACUCGUCCUUCGGGGGCAUCGGUCCAUGAAUCCGAGAAGGCAGCACAAGUCCCGCCUGGUACUAGCAUAUACUCUUACCAAGGUGCAGUGUUACGCGCAGAGUAUUUGUCUGCACAUGCCAAACUAUCGGCAGAUCUCCACGCUUGGUUCGUAGCUUUUGCAACCGUUGUCCACAAGCUCGCUGGUAUCAAAGAGGAAGACACUUCAUGGCAGGCAAUGGCACGUCUCUACAUACACUCUCAUGCCCACAAAAUCAUGCUUGCCAGCAUGGUAUCAACAUCCCAAAUGUACUACGAUGACUUCAUCCCGGACUUCAAAACCAUAGUCUUCCACGCCUCACCGAUUUUUCAUCGGUCGUCCAAGAUGAUUCAGCCAAACUUCACCUUUGACAUCUCGCUGAAGCCCCCAGUGGCCUUUGUUGCUUUUUGUUGUCGAGACUGGACAGUGCGGAGACAAGCAUUGGCAUUGCUGAAGCUACCAAGUACUCAACAAGAUGUUUUCUGGAAUAAGGAUAUGCUGGCGGCACAAGCGCAAAUGAUUAUGGAGAUGGAGGAGGAGGGAUUAAGGUUCAGAGAAAUGAUACCCGAGAAGAAGCGGGCGAGGACUCUGAAUGUUGAUGUGGACGAGGUAAAGAGGUCUGCAAACGUAGGAGUCGUUCAGGGAAGGGGCGAAGAGCAAGUGGUCUGCCAAAAAGUGAUCAAGUGGUGAUUUUUCUCUACCCAAUUUUACAGUAUAGCAUCACGGUCCUCACAACCCACCAAACU
Molecule: messenger RNA, 1874 nt
Organism: Mollisia scopiformis
Lineage: Eukaryota; Fungi; Ascomycota; Leotiomycetes; Helotiales; Mollisiaceae
Exons: 2
Coding region: 100-1818 (572 amino acids)
Biological process (GO): regulation of DNA-templated transcription
Molecular function (GO): DNA-binding transcription factor activity, RNA polymerase II-specific; zinc ion binding
Source: RefSeq, a predicted model, not a curated record